Aspergillus neoniger CBS 115656 is the source of this 740-nucleotide messenger RNA. RefSeq lists its product as uncharacterized. Bases 331 to 564 code for a protein of 77 amino acids. The record is from RefSeq and is a predicted model, not a curated record. The transcript has a single exon. NCBI's taxonomy places the organism in Eukaryota, Fungi, Ascomycota, Eurotiomycetes, Eurotiales, Aspergillaceae.
GGAUUAUGUCACACUGGAACAAGGUUCGCUCGUCCAAGGUUGAUACAUGAGUUGAUUAUUUUCUAGUUCCACUGGCUUCUGGCAAGCGAACUCCUGACUCAUUCGAAUCCUAUGGCCGACCGAAUGGCUGACAGAUCAACGAACGAUGACCUAUCAAACCGUUCUUGAUACCAAGGUUGAACCUUCAACUUGAUCUUGAGCUGGGAGGUGUCGAUCCUCGUCGGAGUCCGGAGUAAAACCUUCGGCGAUUAUGCUCGUCGUGUACCCAUACUUGGAUUGAUGAUACUAAGAUAAGGUUCCAUUGACAGGGCACCGAGUCAUCUGUCGUUCAUGAUUCGAAGUUACAACAGAAAGCACCAACCUAGCAACUGGCUGCUUAUUCUCCCACUAUAUGGUAAGGACGCGCCGAGCAACGAUAACGAAGCAGUCAUCUGGCUCUUGUCGCUCCGCAGAACCAGCGUCAACAUCAGAACCAGAAGAGUCUUUUUCGUGACACCGGCUGCCACUGUCUCUGUGACGGCGUUGGCGUUCUCCCUUCUCGCACUCAGGGACCAGGGAUACUGAAUGACACCCUGUCAACCGUCUGUCCACUCUGGAUGCGCCGCAUAUUUAUCGCUCGUGUCAUGAUCGAGGCUAUUGACAAGAUCCGUCCAAUGAAGACGCAAAAUGCGGUGCUUUCUGGAUGCUAUCCCUGCAAGUGAAAAAUCUUUACAAGGCCCGCCGCCGCGACGCAAUGUACA